AUGGGCAUUUAUUUUUUCAAGAACCCAUUUAAAACCCAUGAAAAUAAACCCAUCUUAACAUCCCUAGUCAACAGUACAAAGCGACUAUUGGAGCUGAUUUUGUCACCAAGGAGCUUCAAAACGUUGACGUGCUCGUCACACUGCAAUCUAUAUAUUUGGGACAGAGCUGGGCAAGAGAGGUUCCAGAUUCUUAGGCUAGCCCACGGUAGUGCUCAAGCAGCGUUCCCGUUCAUGUUUCUUGGUAACAAGGUUGAUAUUGAUGGAGGAAACAGUCAAGUGAUAUCAGAGAAGAAAGCUUGA
Messenger RNA from Eruca vesicaria subsp. sativa (arugula), 300 nucleotides. The record is from the annotation of a GenBank genome assembly. Lineage: Eukaryota; Viridiplantae; Streptophyta; Magnoliopsida; Brassicales; Brassicaceae.